Geosmithia morbida is the source of this 1356-nucleotide messenger RNA. RefSeq names its product acyl-CoA dehydrogenase. The record is from RefSeq and is a predicted model, not a curated record. Gene Ontology annotation, molecular function: flavin adenine dinucleotide binding; oxidoreductase activity, acting on the CH-CH group of donors. Bases 1 to 1356 code for a protein of 451 amino acids. Lineage: Eukaryota; Fungi; Ascomycota; Sordariomycetes; Hypocreales; Bionectriaceae. The transcript is spliced from 4 exons.
AUGUCAUCCAGGAUCCCAGCCAUCGUCUCCGACCGCGUGAGUGUUGCGGCCAAGAAGGCGAUUGACGUGGUGGCAAAGUUUGUAGAGGAGGAAUGCAUCCCGGCGGACCCGGUUCUGGAGGCGCAGGUUGGCGAAGGUGAUGACCGCUGGGAGACUCACCCACCCAUCAUCGAGGAGCUCAAGGCCAAGGCGCAGAAGCUCGGCCUGUGGAACAUGUUCCUUCCCAAGGGCCACUACGCCGAGUCCCCUGGAUGGACCAACCUCGAGUACGGCCUGAUGGCGGAGUGGCUCGGCCGGUCGCGGUCGGCAAGCGAGGCAUGCAACUGCGCGGCACCGGACACGGGCAACAUGGAGGUUCUGGCCAAAUACGGCAACGACCAGCAAAAGGCCCAGUGGCUGAAGCCGCUCAUGGAGGGUCGCAUCCGCUCCGCCUUCCUCAUGACGGAGCCCGAGGUGGCCAGUUCCGACGCCACCAACAUCCAGCUUAGCAUCCGUCGCGAGGGCGGAGAGUACGUCCUGAACGGGUCCAAAUGGUGGUCCAGCGGUGCUGGAGACCCUCGUUGCUCCAUCUACAUUGUCAUGGGCAAGAGUGACCCAGAUAAUAAGGACAAGUACCGCCAGCAGUCGGUCGUUCUUGUUCCAGCUGAUACACCGGGCAUCAAGAUUCACCGCAUGCUUAAGGUUUACGGGUACGAUGAUGCACCCCAUGGCCAUGGUCACAUUUCGUUUGACAAUGUCCGUGUGCCUGUUGCGAACAUGGUGCUCGGCGAGGGCAGGGGAUUCGAAAUUAUCCAGGGUCGUCUUGGCCCAGGACGUAUUCACCACGCUAUGCGUACCAUUGGAUCGGCCGAACGCGCUCUGGACUGGAUGCUGAUGCGCGUAAACGACUCUCGCAAGACGCCUUUUGGUAAGAAGCUACGUGAGCACGGCGUCAUCCUCGAGUGGAUCGCCAGAUCGCGUAUCGAGAUCGACUCGGCGCGCCUGGUGGUGCUCAACGCUGCCAUCAAGAUGGACGACCUGGGCCCUAAGCGUGCCCUCAAGGAGAUUGCCGAGGCCAAAGUGCUGGUCCCCCAGAUGGCACUGACCGUCAUUGACCGGGCGGUGCAGUCGUUUGGCGGCGCAGGCGUGUGCCAGGACACACCUCUGGCGAAUAUGUGGGCGGGCAUCCGGACACUGCGCCUGGCUGACGGACCGGACGAGGUUCACCUGCAGCAGAUGGGACGCAACGAGAACCGGCGGGGCAAGGAGGCGACAGAGACAAUACAGUGGCAAAAGGCCAAGACGGAGGAUUUGAUGAAGAAGCAUGGAGUGUCGGCGGCCGAGCCGGGAACCAAGAUUAGCAGGUCCAAGAUUUGA